GAAUGCGACAUCAAUCAAAAUGGAAGAAGGGGUUCCAGAAUUCGUGUAGAGGGGUUGGCCCUUUUUUGUUCGGCUGGAGAAUCCUGCUUGAACGGGGAGCAGGAACAUAACAGACCGCCCAGAAAGCAUCGCGCCACGGACGAUCCUACAUAUCAGGCCGGGCAACGGGCGUUCAACCCAAAGGAGAGUAGACAGAGACACGGUACGGCACUAGAGCCGUUCAGACGUCGGUUCUGGACUCAUAAGAUAGCUAGGUAGCUCUUGUUGUUACAACUCUGGGGGUACUGGAAGGGGUAGGGGGCGGAGGUCUAGCGAGUACGGAGAAGCCUACACGCCGAGAGGAGGGGGCUGGAAGUCUGCAACGCUUCCAGCCUGAAGGGGCCGGCGCUGUGGCCAUAGAACCCUGGACUGUCUAGAGCCCGCGCGGCUAAGUGGAUGGGAUGGAGCCGGGACCGUCUGGCGCUGUGCCCAUGGGGCCCUUCCCCCCACCCCUGCAGCAGGUGUUCCAGGCGCCCCGCCGGCCAGGCAUGGGCACGGUGGGCAAACCAAUCAAGCUGCUGGCCAACUACUUUGAGGUGGAGAUCCCCAAGAUGGAUGUCUUCCACUACGAGGUGGACAUCAAGCCCGACAAGUGCCCCCGACGGGUUAACAGGGAAGUGGUGGAAUACAUGGUGCAACACUUCAAGCCCCAGCUCUUUGGCGACAGGAAACCAGUGUAUGAUGGCAAGAAGAACAUCUAUACGGUGCUAGCACUUCCUAUCGGAAGUGAGAAGGUGGACUUUGAGGUGACCAUUCCCGGGGAGGGGAAGGAUCGUAUCUUCAAGGUGUCUAUCCGAUUUCUGGCCACGGUGUCAUGGCGUCUGCUCCAAGAAACGCUGGUCAGCGGGCGCCUGCAGGUACCCCUGGACUCGGUCCAGGCGCUGGAUGUGGCCAUGCGCCACCUGGCCUCCAUGAGGUACACUCCUGUAGGACGAUCGUUUUUCUCCCCUCCAGAAGGCUACUACCACCCUCUGGGAGGGGGGAGGGAGGUGUGGUUUGGGUUCCACCAGUCGGUACGACCCGCCAUGUGGAAGAUGAUGCUCAACAUUGACGUGUCUGCCACGGCCUUUUACAAAGCCCAGCCAGUGAUCGAGUUCAUGUGUGAGGUCCUGGACAUCCGCAACAUAGACGAGCAGCCCAAAACCCUGACCGACUCGCAGAGGGUCCGCUUCACCAAGGAGAUCAAAGGUGGGCCGUUGAACAGUGAUCGGUGGGCGUUGCCAGGUCUGAAGGUGGAGGUGACUCACUGCGGUCAGAUGAAGAGGAAGUACCGGGUCUGCAACGUGACCCGGCGUCCCGCCAGCCACCAGACGUUUCCCUUGCAGCUUGAGAGUGGCCAGACUGUAGAAUGUACAGUAGCCCAGUACUUCAAGCAGAAGUACAAUCUCCAGCUGAAAUACCCCCACCUCCCCUGCCUUCAGGUGGGCCAGGAGCAGAAGCACACCUACCUACCCCUGGAGGUGUGUAACAUCGUAGCAGGACAACGGUGCAUCAAGAAGCUGACCGAUAAUCAGACGUCCACUAUGAUCAAAGCCACGGCUCGUUCUGCACCGGACAGACAGGAGGAGAUCAGCAGACUGAUGAAGAAUGCCAACUUUAACCUGGACCCGUACAUUCAGGAGUUUGGGAUCAAGGUGAAGGAUGACAUGGCGGAGGUGACCGGGAGAGUGCUGCCCGCCCCCAUCCUUCAGUACGGAGGACGGCUUUUGUCUCCCACCUGUUCUACCUCACAGAACCGGGCCAUCGCAACUCCCAACCAGGGGGUGUGGGACAUGAGGGGCAAACAAUUUUACAACGGCAUUGAGAUCAAAGUGUGGGCCAUCGCUUGCUUCGCCCCCCAGAAGCAGUGUCGGGAGGAGGUGCUCAAGAACUUCACCGACCAGCUGCGUAAGAUCUCCAAGGAUGCUGGGAUGCCCAUCCAGGGCCAGCCAUGUUUCUGUAAAUACGCCCAGGGUGCCGACAGUGUGGAGCCCAUGUUCAGGCACCUGAAGAACACCUACUCCGGACUCCAGCUCAUCAUCGUCAUUCUGCCUGGAAAGACCCCAGUCUAUGCGGAGGUGAAGAGGGUUGGAGACACCCUCCUUGGAAUGGCCACUCAGUGUGUCCAGGUGAAGAACGUUGUGAAGACGUCCCCCCAAACCCUGUCCAACCUCUGCCUGAAGAUCAACGUCAAGCUGGGGGGAAUCAACAACAUUCUGGUGCCUCACCAACGGUCAGCAGUGUUCCAGCAGCCUGUCAUCUUCCUUGGGGCUGAUGUUACACACCCCCCGGCUGGAGACGGGAAGAAGCCCUCCAUCACUGCUGUGGUGGGCAGUAUGGACGCCCACCCCAGCAGGUACUGUGCCACAGUGAGGGUUCAGAGGCCCAGGCAGGAGAUCAUCGAGGACCUGUCUUACAUGGUGCGAGAGCUGCUGAUCCAGUUCUACAAGUCCACCCGCUUUAAGCCCACCAGGAUCAUCUUCUACAGGGACGGAGUGCCAGAGGGUCAGCUGCCACAGAUCCUCCACUAUGAGCUUUUGGCUAUCAGGGAUGCAUGCAUCAAGCUGGAGAAGGACUACCAGCCUGGCAUCACCUACAUUGUGGUCCAGAAGCGUCACCAUACCCGCCUCUUCUGUGCCGACAAGUCAGAGAGAAUUGGGAAGAGUGGGAACAUUCCUGCAGGGACCACGGUGGACACCAGCAUUACUCACCCAUUUGAGUUUGACUUCUACCUGUGCAGUCACGCAGGGAUACAGGGGACAAGUCGUCCUUCGCAUUACUACGUUCUUUGGGACGACAAUCGUUUCACCGCUGACGAGCUGCAAAUCCUCACCUACCAGCUGUGCCACACCUACGUGCGCUGUACCCGCUCCGUCUCAAUCCCCGCGCCAGCUUACUACGCCCGCCUCGUGGCCUUCCGUGCUCGCUACCAUCUGGUGGACAAGGAGCACGACAGUAGUGGGGAGGGCAGCCAUGUCUCUGGCCAGAGCAACGGUCGCGACCCCCAGGCUCUGGCCAAGGCCGUGCAGAUUCACCACGACACCCUAAGGACCAUGUACUUCGCCUGAGCACCACACCGCCACCAUGACUGCCCUUAACACCCAGCGGGCGGCCCUCUGGUGAGGGGCUUAGGAGUCCACUUGAUGCCUCACUCCUCAGCUUCUCACACCUUCGGCCACCGCAGCACCAGAACCAUACUUCGCUCACCUGAACGACCCAGGCAGACUGCAGCGUCCUGCACUCAGUUAUUGUUAAUAUUAUUAUUUUUGUUUACUUUGCCAUGACAGUGCUCUUUUUAUGUUGACUUUUAAAACAAAUGGGUAUUAUUGCAGUGUAUGCAACCUUCCACACUGCUAUGGAAGUAUGCAAUAUGGAAGGAAGGAAAACGGGCUUUGAGACGCCCUGGGACUUCAGACUGCCACAAUGCUGCCUCUUACUGGUCCGCACCACGGACAACAGUGUUCUGUUUCCGAGCCUCUGGUACAACUGGGGGUCACGGGGGGUCCCGGAGGGCAACAGAAAGAACACACACUUCUUAUCUUUUUAACCUUUUAUCAUGACCUCUGUUCUUAUGUUGCCGUUGUGUUUUUUUGUUUUAUUUUUGCCUUAAGGCACACGGCGUGAGGUAUGGUGCAUUAGCACUUAGCAGUUAGCAUGUAGACAACACCGCCCCACCCUGCACCUAAUAUGAAGUUUAUCUGUACGCGUGAGGCUAGCCCUCGGCUCUUGGUAGUAGCAGAAUGAGGAGGGCAGGUACAACUUAUGCUACACGUGUGCAGGACACGUAGUCCUCCCACAUGAUACCUGUGCAGGUUGGGGAGGUCCCUCUUGCCUAGAGAAUUAUCUAAUAGAGAGAGGCAAAUGUAGACGUUAGAUGGACCAUUGCAUCGAGUGUAUUAAAUAUACUUGCACCUCGUGCACAUAAGCCAGCAUUCUGAAUGAGCAAAUGGGAUGCCAACCAACAGAACAGGGGCACUUACAUAAACACAAUGGGGGGGGGGUUCAUUCCCCCACGCCACACACACACACACACUUAGUAACAUAAUUCAUGUUCUUACACAUAAAACCUCUCUAAGCUUGCUGAACCUUUCGAGUAACAGUAGCAAUACAAGGUAGCAGCAGACCGACGUGGGCCAGAGAGCGCCAUGGUGUUCGUCUCUCACCUUGGGCACUCAGCCUUGGCUGUACCGCCUCCAGCACAUUCUGUCUUCACAGUCCGCCGUGUUGUCAGUGGAGACGACGUCCACACUUAACGCACCACGAUGUGGCGUACACCUACACACACACACACACUGAUACUGUCAGAACACUUAGCCCCGCUCCCUUAUUUUGUACAUAGCUCCUCUUCCUACCUAAAGGCAUUGACCACGGCAACUGGGACACAAGCGCGCUCAUGCCUCCUCAACCGCUCUGUCGUGCUCGUACUUAAGAGAGUACCGAGCCGCCUCCACACAUGUCCUUGCCCCAUUGAAAGCCCCCACAUAAACACUUGCGCCCUCCUUCUGACACCCCCAUCCUCUUUCCUAGGCAUACCCUUCAUCGUUGGCCACUCCCCUCAGCCUAGUGGACAAUCCCCAUUGGUGCGCUGUGUGCAUGGACAACACAGAUACGGGGUUUUCUACGAAGGUUAUGGGGGUUUCUCCCUUAAUAUGUCCUGCCUUCACUUCUGGUCACUUUCUGGCUUUAUGAUACGCAUGCAACAUUAUUUUUUUAUUAUUGUGACUGGAUAUUCUGAGCCACCUUAUUUCAGUUUUCCUAGUGAUAGGAGCUUAUUACGCUCACUUCUUCUGCCUGUCAGUCAUAGCUUCAAUUGUGUAAAUGGCGUUUCUGAAAGGCUGCUUUUUGUGUUCUGUAUUGUAGUGAGUAGUGUCAGAGUGUAUCCUCAAGGGGGUGCUACCUUUCCCUUGUUGCCCUCAAACGCCUCAAAUCAUGUCUGUUGGGUUGUAGAGCUCCUUUUUGUCGGAAGCGAUCAACGAUAGAGAUUCAAUGAUAUGCCAGAUUUUUUUUGACACAUGUUAAUGAACUUGCGUAAUCAAAAUGCCUUUGUACACCAUUUUACUGACCCCAUGUGUCCAAGGUGAUUUGUAUAUAACCUAUAAUGUAUUUUGGCUCAUCAAUGUAGCAGGGCCUUUGCAGUUGGGGUUAGUCUCCCUCACCCACCCCCUCUGUUAAAAUGUCAGGCUCGGGAAGCCCAGUUCCACUGAUCCAGAUACAGUUCGUAACUUAAUUUACUGAAGCCACAAAGCACCUUGCAACCGGGGAGAGCAACAAUAUGGAAUUACCCUGGAAAAAGCAUCAUGAUGAGAAAUCCGCUCCACCCAGCCUCACUGACUAAGCAAUAUAAAAGCCACUGAUCAGGAACAGUCCUUGUCAUAGCACUUCCCAAUAGAUUGAUGAAGGGACAUGGAAUAAUGUUAUUUUGGCUCUGUAUGAUGUAAGAGUAUGGGGCUCUGUUGGGGAGGGCUAUUUUUUAAAGAAAAUAAAUUUGUUUUUUAUUA
Esox lucius (northern pike) is the source of this 5516-nucleotide messenger RNA. RefSeq names its product argonaute RISC component 1 (gene ago1). Gene Ontology annotation, molecular function: RNA binding; protein binding. The coding region runs from base 441 to 3086 and encodes 881 amino acids. The transcript has 19 exons. The record is from RefSeq and is a predicted model, not a curated record. Lineage: Eukaryota; Metazoa; Chordata; Actinopteri; Esociformes; Esocidae.